UUGGGCCAGCCCUUUGAGGGAGCACUGAGCUCCUCUCCAGUGUGGUCAUAACCUUUGGAAUGAGGGUGUGAGUGACUGCAAAUUCCCAUCUCUCUUUUUCAUUCCAGCCUCAUUGUAACACUGCUUUCUACGCCUCUAGCCUGGCGUUUUCUCUCUCUCUCCCUCCCUUGCUCUCCCCCAUCUCAUUGUUUAGGAGUAGGCCAAAUCCGAAGUCCUUCCAAGGGUGUGGCUGUGUUCAUCUUAUUCCCAAGCCCAAGUGAAACAGUGUGAGAAAGACAGAGAGACGUUCAGCAACCAGAAGACCCGGUGGACAAAGUCGAGCAUUGUAGACAAUAUGCUGCUCUUUGGGCCCAAGAUGCUGCUGUUUAUCACCAUGCUCAUGGUCCCCUCUGACUGGCUACUGCUAGGGGUCAAUGGUCAACGAGGAGAUGAUGUGACCCAGGAAUCAUUCACAGAGGAUCCUAAUUUGGUGAAUGAUCCUGCUACAGAUGAAACAGUUCUGGCUGAUAUCGAGCCUUCCACAGAUGACCUGGCUUCACCCAGUGACAAAAAUACCACGGCAGAGUGUCGGGAUGAGAAAUUUGCUUGCACAAGGCUAUAUUCUGUACAUCGACCAGUCAAACAAUGCGUUCAUCAGAUCUGCUUUACCAGUUUACGACGCAUGUACAUCAUCAACAAUGAGAUCUGCUCCCGUCUUGUCUGUAAAGAACAUGAAGUUAUGAAAGAUGAACUUUGCCGGCAGAUGGCGGGUCUGCCUCCAAGGAGACUCCGUCGCUCCAACUACUUCCGACUUCCUCCUUGUGAAAACAUGGAUUUGCAGACACCCAAUGGUCUGUGAUCAUCAAAAGAAAAGGAUAGUGUGGGUGAGAGGAAGUAGAAAGUCCUCCUCCUCCAAUCACUGUAACCUAGCCCAUAGACAUGCACUUUUUACACUAGAACUUUGCAAAGCCCAGGUUUGACCCCCUACUUGCUAAUUUUUCACUGAAACGAAUAACUUUGAUCCAUUUUUGAAGUAUUUUAAAUACAGUGUCUGAAUUAUUACAUGGUUUUGCUGCUUCCCAGUAUCAUAGACAUAGUGGACACAUGAUAGUGGGCCAUAUGACUUACAUGCAAACAUUCUACAUGCAACGUCAGAAGAAAGGGGAUGGGGAUGUGACUCGAUCAGUAGAGCAUUUGCCUAGUGUGUAUGAAGCACCAAGUUUGACUGUAUAAAACUGGGCAUGGUGGUGCAGAAGAUCAGAAGUUCAAAGCCAUCCUUCACUACAUAUUAAGUUUUGAGGCCAGCAUGGAAUGAAUGAAACCCUAAUUUCAGAAGAAAAUAGACUUUUGAUUAAUAAUCUUUUCGGUUUUUAUUUUAAUGGUGCUAAAGAUUAAACCCAGGGCUUUGUACAUGCUAGUCGGGCACUCUAUCACUAGGCUGCAGUCCUGUUUCCUAAGUUAAUAAUUUUAAUCAUUAAAUCUGUCAGAAAUAGAUACAAGUAUAGAAAAGAUCUUUGUCAGUUUUGGCUAGCCAUAGAACUUCAUUUCUUUUCUUUCUAGUAGUUUCCUAGAUUAACCCCCCCAUCAUUUACAGGUUUCACUGUACUAAUUUUAACUGUUUUGCUUGGAUUGUCCUAAAAUUUGCCUUGCAAGUCUUCUUGUCAAGAAAGGUCAUGGUAAUUCUUGUAGUCCUAGAAGAUUUUCUAGCAGAGUCAAGAAUUAUACAAUCCUACUAGCAAUACAUAAAGACCCAAACCGUUGUCUUCUGCUAAGCUCAGAGUUCAGGACUAUGGGAAAACCCUAUUAGGUAUGGAACUUGGAUCAUAAUUUCCUAUACAAUUUCUCAGGCAAGUGGUCCAAUCAGGAAGCAGGGCUGGAAAGUAAGCAUCAUUUACUUAGUCAUCUAUGGCAGUACAGAGGCGGGCUGACCUCCACAAAGCUAACUAGACAACAUGACACCACCCAUUCAGAUCUAAACUUUAAUAGGUAAGCAGGUAGCUUACCUAAAGCUGAGCAGGGAGUAAAGGAAACAUUGUAUUCAGAUGAUUCACAUUCUUUGUUGCUGUUUUAUUUGGGUUUUUAUUUUUUCCUUUUCUUUGUUUAAGACGGGUUUUACUAUGUCACUCUGGCUAGUCUAGAGCUCGCUAUGUAGACCACCCUGGCUUUGAGCUUCCUUCUGGCAGACCCCCACCUCAGCCUCCUGAGGGCUAGGGUUACAGGUGUGAGCCACCACACCUAGCUCCAACCCACACUCUUAUCCUGGCUAUCAACAGUCCUGUAGCCUGAGAUAAGUCUUCUUUCAUUUAGUCUUGGUUUAAUUUUCUCACCUUUAAUACAAAUAAUUUAACCUUUUGUUGGAUUUACUGCUUUAAUUCUAUGGUUCUCGAUAUAAAUGCAUCAUUCAUAUUUUUGGGGGGAGGUCUUUUUGAGACAGUGUCUCCCUGUAGCCCCAGCUGGCCUGGAACUCACUAUAUAGACCAGGCUAGCCUUGAACUCACAGAGAUCCACCUGCCUCUGCCUCCGGAGUGCUGGGAUUAAAGGCGUGUACCACCACGCCAAGCACAUCAUUCAUAUUUCUUGAAGCCUAGAUAUAGAGGCAGUCGAAGUCACAAAGCAUGUCUAUUUAGUCCACGGCUACACUAGAGCAAAAUGCCCCUCCCCUUUUUGUCUUCUGGUGCUAAAAUCAAGCCCACAGCCUCAUGACUGCUAGGCACAAACUCUACCACAGGGUUACAGCCCAGCCCCACUCAUCCCAUCUUAUAUCAGUGACAAAUUAUAUAUUAUGUACACUUUUGUCUGAAAAACUCAACAACUUUAUAAAAUCCAACUGAAUUCCAAUAAAAAGUAGGUGAGGACAAUUACACAUGACAAUAGGAAUUGAACUUUCAUAAUGCUAACGAGGUCCAGAGUCUUGCUAUUAAGAGACAAUUGAGUUAAACGGGAUAUGCAAAACUGAUUCAACAGGAAGGUUUGAAGCUUGAAAGCAUGUGCUCUCUGCUCCGUAUCCGCCAGAAUUAAAUGCACUCUUAUAUAGAUAGAUCUUAAAUGCAUAUUGUAGACACCAUAGGGAAACCUCAUAGGCAGAGUUUCAAAUAAGCAUCUUACGAAUUUCUUCAUAAGGGGCUGGGAGAUGGCUCAGUGCUUAAGAGCUGGUUAAGAGCACUUCCUGCUCUUCCAGAGGACCCGAGUUCAGUUCCUAG
This is a messenger RNA of Nannospalax galili (Upper Galilee mountains blind mole rat), 3179 nucleotides long. It is a transcript of the gene Mfap5, whose product is annotated as microfibril associated protein 5. Gene Ontology annotation, biological process: embryonic eye morphogenesis. Lineage: Eukaryota; Metazoa; Chordata; Mammalia; Rodentia; Spalacidae. Bases 335 to 838 code for a protein of 167 amino acids. Gene Ontology annotation, cellular component: microfibril. The transcript is spliced from 10 exons. The record is from RefSeq and is a predicted model, not a curated record.